AUGGCUGCCUCUCGCCUCGAUCAGUUAGUCAAGGGUGCUCCUCCGCCAGAGGCACACCUUCCCUUCAAUGACUCUCCGGCACCUUUCCCCAAGUCGUACCUUGAAGGCUCGAAGACUGCGACGGAUUCCCGCCCUACAACACCGGACCCGCUCUCUACGUUACCUUCGUCUCCGCCGCAGAUAUAUUUGAAUUUGUUGAUACUUGAGAGUUCUUUGCGUGCGCAGUACUUGGCACUGCGAGAGCGGCGUCGUCAGAACACCUUCUUUCUCCUAAUUCUGGCGUUAUGGAUAGCGUACUUCUUUUAUGCAUUGUUUAUGCGACCUAGAGAAGAUGGGAGCGGCGUGGGAGGCUCAGUAUAUUGGAUGGUUGAGACCGCCGAGAAGGUGGCAUUCAUGGCCGGCAUUGUUACUGGCAUUUUGGUCUGGGGAACCGGUCAAUGGGAAAGAGGGAUGCGAUGGCCAAGGCGCUGGUUCGCUGUUGCCAAUCGAGGUCUAAGGGUCUUGAUUCGCGGUCCGUGGUGGAAGGAGCUGUUAUCAUUACUCUCCUUCAUCUUCCCAUACUCCUCGCUAUUCCAGUCACCGAAGAACUUUCAGUAUGUUGAGCUACCUUCAUCCGAAAAGCGUGCUGCCAGACAGCACCACUCCGUCCACAACCACGAGAGCGACUCGGCUUAUAUUGAAGAGGACCUGGCGCCUGGCGGGGACUACAUUCGACUGUUACUCUUACCGAAAGCAUUUUCCCCCGAAUUUCGGGAAAAUUGGGAUGAAUACCGGGCAGACUUCUGGGAGAAAGAAAACGAGAGACGGGCUCAACUUCGCCGUAUAGUCCACGAGAGAGAACGGCAGCGAGCCCGCCAAGAGGGUGGUUGGCUGUGGUGGUUACCCUUUAGAUGGCCACGUUCGCGCAGACAUCUUCAGUCCCAUCACCAUCAUCAACACCAUCGACAAAUGUCUAGUGUUGCUAAGACGCAUGAAGGCCGAGUUCGCCGUAAUACUCGCUCCAACUCGCAAUCAAUUCACAACCGGACCCUAUCUCGUAGCUCGACUCCCGAGGGCAGCACGGCUACUCCGACAGAUAUACAAGGUCACAAGCGCAAAAAGAGUACGAGGCCGUCCAGCUCACGAGGUCCUUCACCUCUGACUCCUCAGGUCUCGAAACGGGACUCCACCAUAUCAGUCUCUUCCACAGCGUCUGACGAUUCCUUUUUACCAGCGUCCAGGCAUAGACGGAAUUCCCCAGAAGUCAAUGCAGCAGCGGAAGCUUGA
Talaromyces stipitatus ATCC 10500 is the source of this 1266-nucleotide messenger RNA. Its product is annotated as Spo7-like protein. The transcript has 2 exons. Gene Ontology annotation, biological process: nuclear envelope organization. Gene Ontology annotation, cellular component: Nem1-Spo7 phosphatase complex. Gene Ontology annotation, molecular function: protein phosphatase regulator activity; phosphoprotein phosphatase activity. Lineage: Eukaryota; Fungi; Ascomycota; Eurotiomycetes; Eurotiales; Trichocomaceae. The record is from RefSeq and is a predicted model, not a curated record. The coding region runs from base 1 to 1266 and encodes 421 amino acids.